Messenger RNA from Ictalurus furcatus (blue catfish), 3117 nucleotides. RefSeq names its product GLE1 RNA export mediator (gene gle1). Gene Ontology annotation, biological process: regulation of translational initiation; poly(A)+ mRNA export from nucleus; regulation of translational termination. Gene Ontology annotation, molecular function: translation initiation factor binding; inositol hexakisphosphate binding; phospholipid binding. The record is from RefSeq and is a predicted model, not a curated record. The coding region runs from base 452 to 2380 and encodes 642 amino acids. The transcript has 17 exons. NCBI's taxonomy places the organism in Eukaryota, Metazoa, Chordata, Actinopteri, Siluriformes, Ictaluridae. Gene Ontology annotation, cellular component: nuclear pore; cytoplasm; nuclear pore cytoplasmic filaments.
CACAGUACAUCAUUGACCUUCUUCACCUUUAUUCUCCUUCUAGAGCAUUGAGAUCAUGUAAUCAACUUAUUUUAUUUGUCCCCCGUUGGGUGAUCGAGCCUUUCCUCUGGUUGGUCCAAAACUUUGGAACGUUUUUGGAACCUUUGGUCUCCAUUUUCACGUGAGCCGAGCAGGGAGGCAGAGCGACGUCCUCAGAGGAGUAGGAAGGUGAAGCGAUGUCCUCAGUUGAGCAGGAAGGCAGAGCGACGUCCUCAGCGGAGUAGGGAGGCAGAGUAACAUCCUCAGUGGAGUAGGAAGGAGGAGCAACGUCCAAUAUGGAGCAAUAGUGAUGUAGACCAAGGACAUUUUAGCAGGCUGUAAAGAGGUAACGAGCCUGUCCCCUCUCUCUGAACAAGUUCUAAAGAGACUGAGCCCUCAGACUGUUCUGAAAAGUGGUUCCUGCUUGGGGUCCAUGAUCCCUGAUGCAAGUACAUCUGAAGAUGGCCUUAACUCUGGUUCAGCAGCUGUUAAAAUGUUUCAUACUUUCACUACUACAUCAUCCACCUCACCACUGCUGCUCACUGUCGAAAAUGAGGUGAAGGUGACAGAUGAUAAUUCGGAGAGUUUGAGCUCCACUGUGGACAUGUGCAGCAGUUUACCACCACCCAUCUCCCUCCUCUCACCCAAGGCCACUCAGAUGGCAGGAUGCAUCCGCAUCUGUGAGAAGAAACAUUGGGCUAAAGCCAAGGCAGAGCUGAACCUGAGGCAGGAGCUGCAAAAGUGUCUGGUGGCUGGUGUUGCCAGUCGGGAGUCAGAGCAGCUUAAACGCUUUGAGGAGUUCAUGGAGCUUAAGCAGAGACAGGAGUACCAGAGCAUGAGGGACAUGAUGGAAAAGGAAACACAGGAAAGCCUUGGACGCCAGGAGAAGUUAAAGGAAGAACACAGAAUGAAGAUCCUAAACUUGCGGCUGCGGGAGGCAGAACAGCAGAGGCUGAGGGAGGCAGAGCUUGAGCGGCAGAGGCAGCUGGAUGGCAGGGACAGGCUGAGAGCACUCAAUGCCAUUCAAGAGGAGGUGCUUGGGCUCAAUCAGCUCCUGGAACCUGCACCUUACACACAAACAAGCCCCACCUUGGACUAUACUUCUUACGUCACCCGUGGCAACCAGCUUUGUUCACAGGUUUCAGAGGUGGUACGCACUAUGACUGAAGGACAAUUUCCGACUGUUGAGGACAUGACUGUGGCAGAACGGGCACUACAGGAAAUGAGAACACUGGUUAGAGCCAUCCAGGAGGAGUUUGCUCAGGCACAAGAGCAAAAGAAGAUAGAGCAGGAGGAAGAAGAGUGCAGGAAGAAACAGGCAGGGAUGAAACCCCAGCAAGAAGAAAAGAAGAAAAGUGCAGCAUUACCUGUUAAAGAGAGAGUCAAAAAACAAGGCCUGCAGACUACAGCUGAUGACAGCACCUUGAAAUGGUACAAAGAACUGCAAAGUCUGGCCAGCCACUGCGCCCAGUCCUUUGAAGAUUUGAACAACACAAAGGAUAUGCAGACAAAAAAGAUGAGGAUGGAGCUCCAGAAGGCUGCAACAAUUCCUGUGAGCCAGAUCUCCAGUAUUUCAGGUUCCCAGCUGAAGGAGAUUUUUGACAAGAUUGACAAACUGUUAUUAGGACAACCAGUUGUGUCUGGUGGAAAGUCAGUUUCCACAUCCCAACAUCCUCAUGGACUAGAAUUUGUGAGCUAUAAAUUGGCAGAAAAGUUUGUGAAACAAGGAGAAGAGGAGGUGGCAUCUCACCAUGAAGCUGCAUUACCCAUUGCAGUUGUGGCCUCAGGUGUGUGGGAGUUGCAUCCUAAAGUAGGAGACCUCGUCUUAGCCCAUCUCCACAAGAAGUGUCCAUAUGCUGUUCCUCACUACCCUCCAAUGAAGGAUGGCACCUCCAUUGAAGAAUAUCAGCAGAUUCUGGGAUAUCGUGUGGAUGAGUCAGGGGUGGAAGGUCAGGACAGUUUCUUAAAAAGGAUGUCUGGAAUGAUCCGAUUAUAUGCAGCCAUAAUACACCUACGAUGGCCUUACACUAACAAACAAGGGGCUGGUCCUCAUGGACUGAAUCAUGGCUGGCGUUGGUUGGCCCAAAUGCUGAACAUGGAACCUCUUGCUGAUGUUACAGCAACUCUUCUGUUUGACUUUCUAGAGGUUUGUGGAAAUGCACUUAUGAAACAAUACCAAGGGCAGUUUUGGAAACUUCUAGUCCUCAUCAAAGAGGAAUACUUUCCCAGGAUUGAAGCAGUCACCAGCAGUGGACAGAUGGGCUCUGUAACAAGACUUAAGCAGUUUCUGGAGAACUCAUUAAGAAACCAGCAGAUUGAGCCACCCAAAGGACAACUAAACUCAGCCUUCUGGAGAGCCUGAAGGUUUUGAUUGUUCAUCUGUCAACUACCUCAAUGCUUAUAGAGAACACAUCAUGAAUCCUGACAUCCAAUUUAAACUAAAAAGAAAAUAGUUACUGUUAUUGUGGGAUUGUAUUACAAUCCCACAAAUCCAUGGCUGUUGCAGUUUCUUUUCAUGCAUGUUACAGAAUCAAAUUAUUCUGGUAUACAUAUGAUAAAUAUACACUCUGUGGUCACUUUAAUAGGAACACCUGUACCCCUGCUCAUUGAUGCAAUUAUCACGUGGCAGCAGAACAGAGCAAUGCAUAAAAUCAUGCAUAUAGAGGUCAAGAACCUCACUUAACAUUCACAUCAAACAUAGGAAUGUGAUCUUGGUGACUUUGGCAUGGUUAUGACUACAACACAGGUUCACUGAAACUGGACCAUUUAAAAAUCGUGGAGGGGGAAAAAAAUCUGGUCUUUUUCCAGUCUUUAGCUGUCCAGUUUCUCUUGUCUUUAGCGUUCCAGUUUUUCUGUUCACCAUGGUUGUGAAGAGCAGUUCUCAUAGACCUCUUGUCACCUCCUGGCAGACCUGCUGCUCACUGGAUGUUUUUUUUUCCCCCUCAUAAUUGUGUGAACUCUACUGUCUUAUGCAUGAAAAUACCAGGGGAUCAGCAAUUUCCAAAAUAUGCAAACCAGAACAUAUGACACCAGCAACCACAUUUUUCCCCAUUUUGAUGUUUUUGUGAACAUUCAUUGAAACCCUUGACUUGUAACAUG